UUAUCCUUCUCCCGUGUUGCCAGGCCAGGUGUCGGGCCGGUCAGUCGGUCGCAUGGAUGGCUGCGCGGUAUCUCCUGGGAGGAACCAUGAAGCAGAUUUGCUUCUGCACCACCUCCUCCUUUGCAAGUCAGGACUGGAGCAAGAACGACGAGAAACUCCUGCAGGCCGUGGAGUACAACGAUGCAGAGAGAGUUGCUUCACUCCUUCUCCGGAAGGGCCUGGUGCCCACCAAGCUGGACGCGGAAGGGAAAUCUGCGUUCCACCUGGCCUCCAUGAAAGGGAAUGUGGACUGCUUAGAAGUGAUGCUGGCCAACGGAGCGGACGCCAUGACAACCGACAGUUCAGGUUACACGGCUUUGCAUCUCUCGGCAAAACACGGCCACCCGCAGUGCGUGAGCAAACUACUUCAGGCAUCCUGCCCUGUUGACGUGGCGGACAGCAAUGGACGGACUGCGUUGCAUCAUGCGGCGCUCAGCGGAUGUAUCUCUUGCUUGGAGAUUCUCUGUGAUUUCAAGGCUUCUUUGAACACCAAGGACCAGGAUGGGGCAACCCCACUGAUGCUGGCAGCCAAGAUGAGCCAUUCGGAGCUUUGCCAUUACCUGCUGCACCGGGGAGCGGCCGUGAACACAAGAGAUCAACGGGGCCGAACAGCCCUGAUGGUGGCGUGCGAGAACGGCAGCGUGGAGACAGUGGAGGUUCUCGUCCAUGGCAGGGCCCGGGUUGGUCUCAUUGAUGCCACGGGGCACGACGCGGCGCACUAUGGCGCAGCCACGGGCAACGCCCUCAUCCAGCACUACCUGCAGGAGGCUGUCCACCGCCCUUCCCCCCCCACACCAUUUCAAGAAGAGGAAUCAGCUGAAUUAUCCUCGCAGGCUUCCUCCCCCUGGCAGCCACUGUCCAAGGGCAAAAACAACAGCCCAAAGAAGAGAAAGGCCCCCCCGCCACCUUUGAGCGCCCCCGACCAGGGGGAAUGUGAGGCUUACGAGGAAAUUGUGCGGCUGCGGCAGGAGAAGGCACAGUUUCUACAGAGGAUCCGGAGCCUGGAACUGCAGCAGGAGAAACAGAAGCAAGAGAGACCGGGGCUGGAGGACGCCUCCUUACACACUAUGGAGAAGCAGAUACAAGAUCUUCAGAAGCAACUGGCUGAGAAAAGAGAUGAGAAGGAGAAUAUGGGAAAGGAAUUGGAAGUGCUCCGGAGCCGUCUGUCAUCGCUGGAGAACGAGAAGGAGAACACCAGCUACGACAUCGAAACGCUGCAGGAUGAAGAACUGCUGGAGUUCCCAGGGGCUGAACUGCUGCUUUCCAAAAAAAGCUUGAGCAUCUCUACAGAGGAACUCUUGGCCACCUUGCAGGGCCAGGUGCAAUCCCUGACCCAAAAGAAUAAAGAGUUGAUGGAGAAAAUACAGAUCCUGGAGAAUUACGAGAGAGACGAGAGCGACGCGGACGCCUCCGGGGACUUCAUCCCUGUCAUCUUGUAUGACUCACUGAGGUCAGAGUUUGACAGGCUGAAGGAGCAGCAUGCCAAGGCCCAAGCAGCCCUGGAGGCCCUGGACGGCACCACCGAUGAAGCCUCCUGCAAGCUCAUCCCGGCGGAGGCUUACGAGAAUCUGAAGUCUGAUUACGAGCAGCAGAUCCGAGCCCUCAAAGAAGCUCUGGAGAAGAGUGGCUCGCUGGCAGAUGGGAAGAGCAGAGGCCGAGAGAUGAGGAACUCUGGCUUGGGGACGGAAGAGGAGAAGGAGGCAAGGGGAAGCCAGUUGGAAGAGAUGGCCAAAGAGCUGAGCGAGACUCGGGAGAAAUACCAGGCCACCCUCAAGGAGGCGAGGCUCCUUCAGGAACAAAUCGAGUUAGGAAUCCUGUCAGUGGAGGAGAAGGAUGUCGUUGAGAGCUCCAGAGCGGAACUAGAGACGGUGAAGGCCGCUCUGCACCGGGCUCAAGAGGACCUCAAGGAGCGAGACCAGAAGGUGAAGGAUUUGGAGGGAAAGCUGAAGGAAACGUCCACGCAGGUUCCCUCCACGAAGGAGUAUGAGGAGAUGAAGGCCUUGCUUGCCGUCUCCCUGGAGGAGGCCUCCAGAGAGAAGGAGGCCCUGCUGACGAGGUGCAGCUCUGCUGAGGUAGAGGCGAAGGAACUGAGAGAAACCUUGAAGGAGAAGAUCCGCGAGAUGGAGAAGGCCGAAGGAGGCCUCUCGGAAAGCCAGAGCCUGCGGGAGGAAGCUGGCGAGCUGAGGAAGAGGCUUGAGGCUGCGACAAAGCAGAACGUGGAAGCGCAGGCCCAGGUGGAGAAGCUCAAAGAGGGGCACAAGAAACUGGAGAAGGAACUGCAGGCCUCCAAGGACAGGCUGGCCUCCCAAUGCGUGUCCAAGCAGGAGCACGAGCAGGCUGUGGCAAAAGCGAGGACAUCGCUGUCCGAGGCAGAAAGGCAGGUGGCGGAGCUAAAGGAGAAGCACGCCACUACCCAGAAGGAGCUGGCCGAAUUUCAGAAGAAGUCAGAGAGCUACAGGCGAGAAUCGGUGCCCCUGGUGGAGCAUGCCCGUGCCAAGGAAGCCCUGGAGGGCACCUUGUGGGAGCUGAAGGCCAAGUCCAAACUACUGGAGCAAGAGCUGAAUGCUAAGAACAAGGCGUUCGCCCAGCUGCAGGCGGAGUUGAACGCCGUCCAUCAGGACGCCGUCUCCAAGGAGGUCCAUGAGCAACUCCGGGCCAGCCUGCAGGGUGAAGUGGAAGCCCUGAAUGCCAAGCUGGCCGAUUUGGGGCGGAAGCACGAGCGCACCUGCACCGAGGUCUUCCAGGUGCAGAGGGAGGCGCUUUUCAUGAAGAGCGAGAAGCAUGCGGCUGAGGCCCAGCUGGCCAUAGCGGAAAAGCAGCUGAAGAGCUUGCGGGCCGAGUCGGACCGGAUCCAGGAGCUGCACAGCCACAUCGAGGAUUCGGCCAAGCUGGUAAAGGAGAAGGACAAGAAGAUCACAGAACUUUCGAAAGAGGUUUUCAAGUUGAAAGAAGCUUUGAAUGACCUGUCAGCACUCUCUGGCCAGGCAGUGGCCUCGCCCAAAGCGGUCUCCCCGCAGAAGACAGAGAACCAGCAGGAGGUGGCCACGCUCCAGGGCAAGAUCAAAGAUCUGGAGCAGCAGUUGGUUGAGGCUGAGAGGCGGCACGCCUAUGUUGUUUCUCUGUACAGGGGACAUCUUCUCUAUGCUAUUCAGGGUCACAUGGAUGAGGACAUCCAGAGGAUUCUCUUCCAAAUCCUGAAGAUGCAAAGGCUCCAAGAGCAGGGAAGAUGA
Euleptes europaea (tarantolino) is the source of this 3269-nucleotide messenger RNA. RefSeq names its product ankyrin repeat domain 24 (gene ANKRD24). NCBI's taxonomy places the organism in Eukaryota, Metazoa, Chordata, Lepidosauria, Squamata, Sphaerodactylidae. Bases 57 to 3269 code for a protein of 1070 amino acids. Gene Ontology annotation, molecular function: actin binding. The transcript is spliced from 19 exons. The record is from RefSeq and is a predicted model, not a curated record.